AACAUUGCCCCAAAACUCAUCAUCAACUAUGAACGAAUACUAUCAUGUUUAAAUGUGAAUUCAUAAAAAAGUUUAUCUAAAGUCCAUUAAAUCGCAAUGCGUGCACACUUCUGGUGUCUGUUGUUCUGUAGCUUUUUGGGAACCUAUCUUGAGGCUGGUGUUAAUAGAGCUUCAAUGGAUAAGCUGGGCUUUCAUAACUACAAUGAGAUUGUGCGCGAUUUAAUCAAGAACUGGGAGUCCCCGAUUAUCUAUCUGCGCCAAUUGGGCUACCUGCCCAGCGACUAUGAGGAUACGUCGAAAAUUAAACCCAACUUGGAUGCACUGAUGAGUCGCAUCGAACGCGAUGAACAGCACGAAGCUGUCCAAACGGAAGUUGACAAACCCAAAGAGCUGGAUACCAAAAAGUUGCAAGUAAAAAAGAAGCGAGAGAUCGUGCGGCGUCAGCAGAGAAAAGGCGGACGACGUCAGCGUCAGGCAGCUGACACUCAGACCACGAACUAUCCCAAUAUGGAACAGCUGAUGGCCAUGUCGCAGCAGUCCAAUCCGCUGGGGAUUGCCGAAGCGCCAGCCACAGUGGAACACAAUCAAAAUCUGCAGCAAAAGCCAGUGGAACAGAAUGCCCAUUGGAAGAUGCUGUUGCUCAGCGAGAUUUUAUCCCAUCAGCGGCAAGCGCGGCCACAUGUCGAUGGAAACGAGGAUGUGUUGAAGCGCCUCGUUGCAAAAACAAGUCCAUACACAGCCAAGCUGCAGCAGACAGCACAGCAGCAAGUGGCAGGCGUGCUAGGCAAUAAUGGCAACAUGCCCCAGGUGGCAGUCAUGCCACAGUCAUCGGGCGGACUGCUGCCAAGCGAUAAUACUGGCAAGAGUGCAUUAGCCAAUCGGAUGGGCGGCACAGCCGGAUCCGGAGAUUCCAGCUCGAUCAGUAUGUAUGGCACACUGCUUAAAUCCAUUGCUAAACCCGAUAUCCAUUCGCCUCAAUCUAGUCGCCCGGAUCAGGCGCAAUCUGAAAUCGACACUAAGCCGGAGAUUGAAGCGCCGCAAUAUCUAAAUUGGGAUAUCAAGAAUAUGCGGCUCAAACAGAUCUCGCCAAUUGCCAAGGAUGCGUAUGUCGACAAGCUGGUCCAGAUCUUUGUCAAAAAGCAGGAAACAAUGGACAUCUUACAGAACAUACAAAAGCCGAACUUAUAGGCAAAGCAAAGCAACUUCUGUUCACAUUUAAAUGCCAUAUUUAUAUAUAUGUAUAUA
This is a messenger RNA of Drosophila novamexicana, 1245 nucleotides long. RefSeq lists its product as uncharacterized. NCBI's taxonomy places the organism in Eukaryota, Metazoa, Arthropoda, Insecta, Diptera, Drosophilidae. The coding region runs from base 97 to 1188 and encodes 363 amino acids. The transcript has a single exon. The record is from RefSeq and is a predicted model, not a curated record.